GGGAUCCCGGAGCAGCCGCCAUGGGCGAACCCGAGAAGUUCUGCUAUGUUUACAGCUGCGACCUGGACAUUAAUGUGCAACUCAAGAUAGGAAGUUUGGAGGGCAAAAGAGAGCAGAAGAGCUACAAGGCGGUUUUGGAAAAUCCGAUGCUGCGGUUCUCGGGGCUCUACCAGGAGACCUGUUCUGACUUGUACGUGACGUGCCAGGUGUUUGCAGAAGGAAAGCCCCUUGCUCUUCCCGUACGGACGUCCUACAAAGCCUUUAGCACCAGAUGGAAUUGGAAUGAAUGGUUAAAACUCCCCGUCAAGUAUCCAGACCUGCCCCGUAACGCCCAGGUGGCCCUGACAAUAUGGGAUGUCUACGGCCCCGGCAAAGCCGUCCCUGUUGGGGGAACGACAGUCUCACUCUUUGGGAAAUACGGGAUGUUCCGGCAAGGAAUGCACGAUUUGAAAGUCUGGCCCAAUGUGGAAGCGGACGGCUCAGAGCCCACCAAGACCCCCGGGAGGACGAGCAGUACCCUUUCGGAAGAUCAGAUGAGCCGCUUAGCCAAGGCCUCUGACAAGGAGCACUUGGAGGAACUCACCAAAUCUCACCGGCAAGGUCACAUGGUAAAAGUAGACUGGCUGGACAGACUGACCUUUCGAGAAAUCGAAAUGAUCAAUGAGAGCGAGAAGCGAAGUUCCAAUUUCAUGUAUUUGAUGAUUGAGUUUCGUUGCGCAAAAUAUGACGACAAAGAAUACGCAAUAGUGUAUUAUGAGAAGGAUGGUGAUGAGUCGUCUCCAUUUUUAACCAGCUCGGAGAUCGUGAAGGUUCCCGAUCCCCAGAUGUCUAUGGAAAACUUAGUAGAAAGCAAACACCACAAACUGGCUCGAAGCUUACGAAGUGGACCUUCUGAUCACGAUCUCAAGCCGAACGCUGCGACACGGGAUCAGCUAAAUAUCAUAUUGAGCUAUCCUCCAACUAAGCAGCUAACGUACGAAGAGCAGGAUCUCGUCUGGAAAUUCCGAUAUUAUCUCACUAAUCAAGAAAAGGCUUUGACAAAAUUCUUGAAAUGCGUCAACUGGCACCUCCCGCAAGAAGCCAAGCAGGCCCUGGAGCUUCUGGGCAAGUGGAAGCCGAUGGAUGUGGAAGACGGCUUGGAGCUCCUGUCCUCUCACUUUACCAACCCGACGGUGCGCCGUUACGCGGUCGCCAGGUUGCAGCAGGCCGACGAUGAGGAUCUGCUGAUGUACCUGCUGCAGCUCGUCCAGGCGCUGAAAUACGAGAACUUUGACGACAUCAAGAAUGGGUUGGAACCCACCAAGAAGGACAGCCAGGGUGCCCUGUCAGAGAGCAUGGCGACGUCAGGGACGACGGUGGCGGAAAUAGACAGUUCUCAGAUUAUCACCAGCCCGCUUCCCCUCGUGUCAUCCCCGCCUUCAACGUCAAAAGCCAAGGAGCCUGCAGAAAGUGAAAAUCUAGAGCAAGACCUGUGCACGUUCCUGAUAUCCCGAGCAUGCAAGAAUUCCACGCUGGCAAACUACUUAUAUUGGUACGUGAUUGUCGAAUGCGAGGAUCAAGAUACCCAGCAGAGAGACCCCAGGACUCACGAAAUGUACCUGAACGUCACGCGGAGGUUCAGCCAAGCUCUACUAAAGGGAGAUAAGUCCGUCAGGGUGAUGCGCUCCUCCCUGGCGGCUCAGCAGACGUUCGUGGAUCGACUGGUGCAUCUCAUGAAAGCGGUGCAGCGGGAAAGCGGGAAUCGGAAGAAAAAGAAUGAGCGGCUACAGGCGUUGCUGGCCGACAACGAAAAGAUGAACUUGGCGGACAUGGAGCUUAUUCCGCUACCUCUGGAGCCUCAGGUGAAGAUUAAAGGAAUCAUCCCAGAGAAAGCCACACUGUUCAAGAGCGCCCUCAUGCCAGCCCAGUUAUUCUUCAAGACGGAAGAUGGGGGCAAAUAUCCUGUCAUAUUUAAACACGGGGACGAUUUGCGGCAAGAUCAGCUCAUUCUCCAGAUAAUUUCGCUCAUGGACAAGCUCCUGCGCAAGGAGAAUCUGGAUUUGAAGCUGACCCCGUACAAGGUCUUGGCUACCAGCACGAAGCACGGUUUCAUGCAGUUUAUUCAGUCUGUGCCCGUUGCAGAAGUUCUUGCUACUGAGGAAAGCAUACAGAACUUCUUCAGAAAGCAUGCUCCAAGCGAAACGGGGCCCCAUGGGAUAAGCGCGGAGGUGAUGGACACGUAUGUCAAGAGCUGUGCCGGCUAUUGUGUGAUAACGUACAUCCUUGGCGUGGGAGACCGACAUUUGGAUAACCUUUUGCUCACCAAAACAGGCAAGCUUUUCCACAUUGACUUUGGCUACAUCUUGGGCCGGGAUCCAAAGCCACUUCCUCCGCCGAUGAAGCUGAAUAAGGAGAUGGUGGAAGGCAUGGGCGGGACACAGAGCGAGCAGUACCAGGAGUUCCGCAAACAGUGCUACACGGCAUUCCUUCACCUCCGCAGAUACUCCAACCUGAUUUUGAACUUGUUCUCCCUCAUGGUUGACGCCAACAUUCCAGACAUUGCUCUUGAACCGGACAAGACCGUCAAAAAGGUGCAAGACAAGUUCCGUCUGGACCUCUCCGAUGAAGAGGCAGUGCAUUACAUGCAGAGUCUAAUAGAUGAAAGUGUCCAUGCGCUCUUUGCAGCGGUGGUGGAGCAGAUCCACAAGUUCGCUCAGUAUUGGAGGAAGUGAACCUCAUCAGCUUCUG
Molecule: messenger RNA, 2727 nt
Organism: Euleptes europaea (tarantolino)
Lineage: Eukaryota; Metazoa; Chordata; Lepidosauria; Squamata; Sphaerodactylidae
Gene: PIK3C3
Product: phosphatidylinositol 3-kinase catalytic subunit type 3
Exons: 26
Coding region: 21-2711 (896 amino acids)
Biological process (GO): autophagosome assembly; autophagy of peroxisome; endocytosis
Cellular component (GO): phosphatidylinositol 3-kinase complex, class III, type I; peroxisome; cytoplasm
Molecular function (GO): 1-phosphatidylinositol-3-kinase activity
Source: RefSeq, a predicted model, not a curated record